AUGGCCUCCACAACUUUGCAUUUGCGUCGCGACUUUUGAGUUAAAUUGUGCGUGAGUGGGACAACAAGUGCAACAACGUCUCUGCACCUCUUUGUACCUCUUUCACACCCGCUGGCAAAUCAACCCUCCAGUCAACAAUUGGAAAACAGGUCGCAGGUCGACAGCAGUCGCAGUUAGGUUCAGUGAACUUGCACCAGAUACAGAUCCGGAACUCUUGUUCAAUCAAUAGCGAAAGAAAAAGCGAAAAGACGAUGCCAGACAUACCAUUUGUGCUCAAUCUGGACUCGCCGGAUUCCAUGUACUAUGGCCACGACAUGUUUCCCAAUCGUCUCUAUCGUCGCAUGCAUUCGCGACAUCACGAUUCCUUGGAUUUGCACACGCUGGGCAUGAUUGCUCGGAUGGGAGCACAUGCCCAUCAUCUGGUGGCCAAGAAGCAUCGCGAUGAGUUGGGUGGGAGCAGCACGGUCAAGCGACAGGGCAACUUUGAGGUGAAUCUCGAUGUGGGACUCUUUGAGCCGGGCGAGCUGAGUGUGAAGCUGGUCAACAAUUGCAUCGUUGUCGAGGGCAAGCAUGAGGAGCGGGAGGAUGAGCAUGGUCAUGUCUCGCGGCACUUUGUGCGUCGCUAUCCCUUGCCCAAGGAGUACAAUGCCGAUGAAAUUGCCUCGACCUUGACCGAUGAAGGCGUUCUGUCCAUCACAGUGCCACCGUUAGUUGCACCCGAGGAUGCCGAGGAGCGCAUUAUACCCAUUAAGCAUGUGGGACCGUCCGAUUUGUUUGUGCAGGCCAAGAAUAAUGGACACAAGGAGCCGACUGCAGCAGAUGGCGAGGCAGCCAAGUAAACAAACAGAAGUAGCAGCAACAGCAGCCAAGUGAUUUACCAAGACUCUCAUUGUCAUUGCACGACCGCAAGGAACUCAAAAUUAUGCACAAAACCCCAUUUUAAUAAUUCAUUUUAGUGUUUAAAAUAUUAAUUCAUUUAAAUGUAAUUAUUCACAUUAUCCAAAAUUAGAUUAAUUGCUUGUCCAAUUUAUCAGUAUUAAUAAAGCUAUUUUAAAAUCUCGA
Molecule: messenger RNA, 1062 nt
Organism: Drosophila nasuta
Lineage: Eukaryota; Metazoa; Arthropoda; Insecta; Diptera; Drosophilidae
Gene: Hsp67Bc
Product: Heat shock gene 67Bc
Exons: 1
Coding region: 252-839 (195 amino acids)
Biological process (GO): protein refolding; response to heat
Cellular component (GO): nucleus; cytoplasm
Source: RefSeq, a predicted model, not a curated record